This is a messenger RNA of Manis pentadactyla (Chinese pangolin), 4513 nucleotides long. RefSeq names its product BRCA1 DNA repair associated (gene BRCA1). Lineage: Eukaryota; Metazoa; Chordata; Mammalia; Pholidota; Manidae. Gene Ontology annotation, molecular function: ubiquitin-protein transferase activity; metal ion binding. Gene Ontology annotation, cellular component: BRCA1-BARD1 complex; BRCA1-A complex; plasma membrane. Gene Ontology annotation, biological process: negative regulation of fatty acid biosynthetic process; positive regulation of transcription by RNA polymerase II; dosage compensation by inactivation of X chromosome. The record is from RefSeq and is a predicted model, not a curated record.
GGUCGAGGAUGCGCUCGCAGGGGCGGGGCAGGAGCCGUGUAAACCGCACAACAACAAACACUGGGGCGGAAGGACGGAAUCAUCAGUGCGCAGCCGUGAGCCGGAGCCGGUUUCCCUUACCAGGAAAAAGUGGAAGACCAAUCGGGAGCCCUGGGAGACUCUAGGCCCUUUCUGCUCCGCCCUUCUGCAGCGUAUUUCCAGCUCGCUUUCUGAGAGGCUCUGAUUCAGCGGAAGCGGCAGGUUUCCGUGGUAACAGAAAAGCGCGGGAAAUACAGAUAAAUUGAAACUGCGACUGCGCGGACUGAGCUAGCGGCGUAUUUGUGGGCCGCUCUCAGACAGCUGGACCGUUGGGCCUCGGAAGUCCGAGCUCUUCACUCUGGGUAAGGAACAGAAAGAAAUGGAUUUAUCUGCGGAUCGGGUUAAAGAAGUACAAAAUGUCCUCAAUGCUAUGCAGAAAGUCUUAGAGUGUCCAAUCUGUCUGGAGUUGAUCAAAGAGCCUGUUUCCACAAAGUGUGACCACAUAUUUUGCAAAUUUUGUAUGCUGAAACUUCUCAGCCAGAAGAAAGGACCUUCACAAUGUCCUUUGUGUAAGAAUAAUAUAACCAAAAGAAGCCUACAGGAAAGCACAAGAUUUAGUCAACUUGUUGAAGAGCUAUUGAAAAUCAUUCAUGCUUUUGAGCUUGACACAGGAUUAGAGUUUACAAACACUUACAACUUUUCAAAAAAGGAAAAUAACUCUCCUGAGCAUCUAAAGGAGGAAGUUUCUAUCAUCCAGAGUAUGGGCUACCGAAACCGCGCCAGAAGACUUCGACAGAAUGAACCUGAAAAUCCUACCUUGCAGGAAACCAGUCUUAGUAUUCAACUCUCUGACCUUGGAAUUGUGAGAUCUCUGAGAACAAAACAGCAGAUACAACCUAAGAAUAAGUCUGUCUACAUUGAAUUGGGAUCUGAUUCUUCUGAAGAAACAGUUAAUAAGGCAAAUUGUUGCAGUGCGGGAGACCAUGAACUAUUACAAAUUACCCCUCCAAGUGCCAGGGCUGAAGCCAGUGUGAAUCCUGGAAAAAAGGCUGCUUGUGAGUGUUCUGAAAAGGACAUAGCAAAUCUUGAACCUCAUCAGUCCAGUAAUAAAGAUUUGACCACUGCUAAGAAGCAUGCAACUGAGAAGCAUCCAGAAAAGUAUCAGGAUAACCUAGAACAACCUAUGGGAAGUAGUCAUGCUUCUCAGGUUUGUUCUGAGACACCUGAUGACAUAUUAAAUGGUGAUGAAAUAAAGGAAAAUAUCAGCUUUACUGAAACUGGUAUUAAGGAAAAAUCUGCUGUUUUUAGCAAAAGUGUCCAAAAAGGAGAAUUCAGAAGGAGCCCAAGCCCUGUAGUCCAUACAAGUUUGUCUCAGAGUCACCAAAGAGGAGCUGGGAUAGUAGAGUUUUCAGAAGAGAACAUGUUUAGUGAGGAUGAAGAGCUUCCUUGCUUCCAGCACUUACUGUUUGGUAAAGUAACCAGUACACCUUCUCAAUCCACCAGUCAUAAUGCUGUUGCCGCAGAAGGUCUAUCUAAGAAAACAGAGGAAAACCUAGUGUCAUUGAAGAAUAGCUUAAAUGACUGCAGUAACCAGAUAACAUCAGCAAAGGCAUCCCAGGAACAUCACCUUAGUGGGGAAGCGAGAUGUUCUAGUAGCUUAUAUUCUUCACAGUGCAGUGCUUUGGAAGACUUGACUGCUAAUACAAACAACCAGGAUCCUUUCUUGAUGCUUGAUCCUCCUUCCAAACAAGUGAGCCAUCAGUCUGAAAUCCAGGAAGUUUUGAGUGACAAGGAAUUGGUUUCAGAUGAUGAUGAAAAGGGAACUUGCCUGGAGGAGGAUAAUCCCCAAGAAGAUCAGAGUGUGGAUUCAAACUUAGGUGAAGCAGCAUACGGGUACGAGAGUGAAGCAAGCCUCUCUGAAGCCUAUUCAGUGCAGUCCUCUCAGAGCGGAAUUUUAACCACUCAGCAGAGGGAUACCAUGCAAGAUAACCUCAUAAAGCUCCAACAGGAAAUGGCCGAACUGGAAGCUGUGUUAGAGCAGCACAGCAGCCAGCCUUCUAACAGCCCCCCUUUCCUCAUAGCUGAUUCUUGUGCCCCUGAGGACCAGCUAAAUCUGGAACAAAACACAUCAGAAAAAGUAUUAACUUCAGAGAAAAGUAGUGAAUACCCUAUAAGGCAGAAUUCCAAGAGCCUUUCUGCUGACAAGUUUCAAGUACCUCUGGAUAGUUCCACCACUAAAAAUAAAGAACCAGAAAUGGAAAGGUCUUCCCCUUCUAAACUCCCGUUGCUAGAUAAUAGGUGGUAUAUGCACAGCCACUCUAGUCUUCAGAAUGGAAAUUGCCCGUCUCAAAAGGAGCUCAGCAAGGUUGUUGAUAUGGAGGAGCAACAGCUGUCUAAGUUUGAGGCCCAGGAUUUAAUGGAGCAACCUUACGUGUCAAGACAAGACCCAGAGGGAAGCCCUUACCUAGAAUCCGGAAUCAGCCUCUUUGAUGACCCUGAGUCUGAUCCCUCUGAAGACAGAGCCCCAGAGCUGGCUCGUGUUUGCAGCAGGACAGCUUCAACCUCAGCAUUGAAAUUACCCCAAUUUCAAGUUGAAGAAUCUGCCAAAAGUCCAGCUGCCGCUCAUACUAUUAAUACUGCUAGGUAUAAUGUGAGGGAAGAAAGUAUGAACAGGGAAAAGCCAGAAGUGGUAUCUUCAACAAAAAGAGUCAGCAACAGAAUGUCUGUGGUAGCAUCAGGCUUGACCCCAAAAGAAUUUAUGCUUGUGCACAAGUUUGCCAGAAAACACCACAUCAAUUUAACUGAUCUAGUUACUGAAGAGACUACUCAUGUCAUUAUGAAAACAGAUGCUGAGUUUGUGUGUGAACGGACACUGAAAUAUUUUCUGGGAAUUGCAGGAGGAAAAUGGGUAGUUAGCUAUUUCUGGGUGACCCAGUCUAUUAAAGAAAGAAAGGUGCUAGAUGAGCAUGAUUUUGAAGUCAGAGGAGAUGUUGUCAAUGGAAGAAACCACCAAGGCCCAAAGCGAGCAAGAGAAUCCCAGGACAGAGAGAUCUUCAGAGGCCUAGAAAUCUGUUGCUAUGGGCCCUUUACCAACAUGCCUACAGAUCAGCUAGAGUGGAUGGUGCACCUAUGUGGAGCUUCUGUGGUGAAGGAGCCUUCAUCAUUCACCUUUGGCAAGGGCACUCACCCAGUUGUGGUUGUGCAACCGGAUGCCUGGACAGAGGACAGUGGCUUCCAAUUGAUUGGGCACGUGUGUGAGGCAUCUGUGGUGACACGAGAGUGGGUACUGGACAGUGUAGCCCUCUACCAAUGCCAGGAGCUGGACACCUACCUGAUACCCCAGAUCUCCGAGAGAGCUGCUGCUGAUUCCAGCCAGCCGCGUGUUUCAUGUGUAGGGCCUGUCUUCAUAGGACCCCAAGAAUGAGCCUAAGAAAUGGCCCUUUUCCAGGCCCUGGGAGCUCCACUUUAGUCCUUCCACAGGCCUGGUUAAUAAAUAUUUUAUGUACAUCAGCUUGAAAAGAACUUCUGCCUAUGCAAGGGUCCCUUAAAGAUUUUCUGCUUCAAGUCUCCCUUUGAAUCUGCCAUGAGCACAAAAUUGUGGUAAUUUUUCACCUGAAAAGAAUUUAAGACCAUUUAAACCCCACCAGUUGAGCAAGAUGCUGAUUCAUUAUUUAUCAGCCCUAUUCCCUUUAGUGGAGAUGUUGGCUUAAGAGCUGGAGGCACAGAGUUGCUGGCCUUAGGAGAAAAGCCGCUUCCCUAAGUUUGUUUCUCUAAAACCCUGUGUUCAUAAAGGCCAAGAGUCAGACCCUUCAGUGGGAGGUGAGUACUUAGGGAUCUGUGAUGUGACUUAAAAUCAGAACAGUCCACGGGCAGCUCUCAAAUGUUGGAGUGGAACAUUGGGGAAGGAAUUCAGUAGCAGGUAAUGGAUAUAAAUAUGAAACUUGAGGGUUAAUUAGAAGAGAGGGGAGUCAUGCUGACCCUGAUCUCCAGUAAGUGUGGGCUAUAGUUGCUUGAUUUCUAAUGAAUUUCUUAGCACUAAUGUGCUCUGAAACAGCAGAAUCUCUUUAAGAACUGGUGUCCAAAGAGAGUCUUCUAAUUCCCCAUUAGUAAUAAAUGAAGUGUUGUAGCUCUGAUAUGUAACCCAUUGCUCUUGAAAUACAAAAUCUUGGUUAUGAAUAUUUCAUGUCUACAAAUGACAGAUCCCACCAGGAAAGGAGCGGUUGCUUUCCUUGAGGUAAUUUUUUCCCUUUGCCUCCCUGUUGCUGAACUGUACAGCUUCAUAAAUAAUUUUGUGUGCUGAAGGGAGAAAAAGUGUUUCUCAUAAACUCAUUAUCUGGACUGUUUAUAGCUGUUGGAAGGACUGUGUCUUCCUUAGCCCCCCAGUGCGUGAGGGCAGCGCAGACUUGAUUGUACAAAAUAUGUUCUGUAAAUGUGCUGUUCACCUGCAAAUAAACUUGGUAGCAAACACUUCCGCAAGUAAGACUCUUGAGGCUAC